AUGGUGCGCAAACUUUUGUGUUUUUGUCUUUCCGUCUCAAAAAGAGUUAUUGCUAAUAAUGGCACCAUGACCGUGAGGAGAAAUGUCGUGGCGUCACCGGUGGCAUCAUACAUUGCUGCCUGUGCGUGGAUUGACGUUGGAAAGUCGAUCAAAACCCAACAAGAACUUAAAGCCUUUGUUCAAGAAAAUGGUGAAAAUCGUCGACUUUGUUCAAAAAAGCUUGCAACAGUUUGGACAGCUCAUACAAAACAGCCUAUUUCUGCUGUUACUAUACGCCGGAAUCUUAAGAAAGUUGGGCUUACAUCUUGUAUACCUCGUAAAAAACCCGCAAUGACAGAAGUACAUCAUCAGGCUCGUCUCAAAUGGGCUUAUGCACACAAAAAUUGGUGA
Molecule: messenger RNA, 390 nt
Organism: Funneliformis caledonium
Lineage: Eukaryota; Fungi; Glomeromycota; Glomeromycetes; Glomerales; Glomeraceae
Source: the annotation of a GenBank genome assembly